This is a messenger RNA of Papaver somniferum (opium poppy), 622 nucleotides long. RefSeq names its product transcription factor DYT1-like. Lineage: Eukaryota; Viridiplantae; Streptophyta; Magnoliopsida; Ranunculales; Papaveraceae. Gene Ontology annotation, biological process: regulation of DNA-templated transcription. The coding region runs from base 13 to 609 and encodes 198 amino acids. Gene Ontology annotation, cellular component: nucleus. The record is from RefSeq and is a predicted model, not a curated record. The transcript has 4 exons. Gene Ontology annotation, molecular function: DNA-binding transcription factor activity; protein dimerization activity; sequence-specific DNA binding.
ACCAUAGUGGAAAUGAAGUUUGCCGCCUGUUGUGGCAGCGGACGAGGUCGAGGAACGCGUAAUGAAGAUGGGAUCUUGGAGUUCAAAUCUAAAAACUUAGAUGCCGAGAGAAGAAGAAGAGGAAAACUUAAACAAAGAAUCAAUGAUUUACGUGCUGCAGUUCCAAACAUCACUAAUAUGACUAAAGCGGCCACUCUUGAUGAUGCUAUAACAUACAUUAAUGGGUUGAAACAACAAGUAGACGGUCUUACAAAUUGUCUUGAACAAAUGGAGGAUACAACAGUUCCUCAAGCAGCAGAAGAAGAGGAAACUGAGGUCCAAGUUGAAAUGGAUGAUCAAAAUAUCGAGAAAUUCAAUAUAGAUGAAGAAGUUAAGGUAACCUAUUUAGAAGAAAAUAAAUUCUGCAUCAAGAUAAUAUGCUAUUCAAAGAGAGGUAUUUUCACCAGAUUAAUGGAGCUGAUGAGUUCUCUUGGGUUUGAAAUUAUGGACAACAAUUUCACAUCCUUCAAAGGUGUUUGUCUGACAACUUUAUCUGUCAAGGGGAGUCAGGUUGAUGUGACUGAGUUGGAGAAACUUGAAGAGUAUUUGCUACAAGCUGUUACAAGUUGAAACUGUAACUGAC